CUUGACUCUGCCUGCUAUGGUUAAUUUCUACAGUGGAAAGACUGACCGUAGCCUAUCUAGGGUUAUAUAAUCUUUGGUACAGAACUCGUUUCACUCGGCUCGGAAGUAUGCCAGCUAUUUCCGGUUCCAGGUGCGUUCUAUUGUAUGCUAACUAGUUAGCAGCUUCAAUUACUGCAGAUAAUCGGCGAGUUUUGCAGUUUUCGUAAUGAACGUCUAGCUGAUAUCGUAUGGACGUAAUUGUAAAAGAUGCCAGUCGUUUAAGUGGAUACAUCCACGACGUUUAGAGAACAGUUCAGUGCGUUUGGCACUCAAAUUAACCUACUUUGCCAAUAAGUUGAUAGCUAGCUACGUGGACGUUUUCGGAUCUUGAUUAGCGAACUGUUAUAGGGGACAAGUUCAAGAAGUGGAAGAGACUCAAGAGAAACGCUGUCAGAGAUUUAAUAUUGGCCUGCUUACAUUCCUCCACUAAACGUCUUUACCCUGUAAAGUUGGACAUGUUCUUCAGAAAGUACCUGAAAAUAUUGUAGCCAAGUACAUAUAUGUAUAGACUAAGAUAUCUUACAAUUGAAUCCCUAAUCUUUACACUGUAGACGUAAAACUGGCUAUUCGAUUUACUCAAAGUUGUAUUUUUGGUAUGGUUUGUAUGGCACUCACUGUUAUAAGAGAGAAAUUGGAUAAAGCAAGGUGAAAGUCUAUUUGGGGAAGACAUGUAGCUAGUACCUCACAUUGGAAUGUUCCCUUUGGUGUAGGUGUUGUGCUGUGUAGGGACCGUAUUGUUGGUUUCGAUAUAACAUUGAACACUUACAGGUCUUUCAUGUCCUGAGGUGCACACCCUCUAAUUGUUAAUUUGACUCAUUCAUCUAAUGUACUAUACUCUAACAAAACCUUUGAGCUGAUAGACAUACAGUUUAACCCGUACAUUCUUCAUAAAUCCUUUAGUCUAAAAUACAGACAGAAUUAAGGGAGCUGACAUGACAGCUGUAGUAGGAAGAGUCUGGGGGUGGUUGCGUCCAGCUGUCUCCUACCGGCCCUGGGGCAGCAAAGUAGCACCUGACAAAACCAUGAAAGACGAGAGGCAGACAAGAGGCAGCUGGGGCUUGGGAGGGUUAACAACAUGGUUUUGGGGAACUGGACAGAAAAGGCAAGCAAGUGACCAAACAACAUUGAUUGAUGAGUACUGGGAAGCAAGUGAGGAGAAAAUCCAGUCCCUGGAAAUUGAAGAUCUGGGCGAGGGCAAGCAAGUGGCUGAGGGGAAAGCAGAACAUGGUGGCUCCAGAUGGUGGACUAAGGUUCUGCCGUCCCGCGACUUCCUCUGGCCAAGAGCAGCUGAACCUGGUGGGCUCAAGCAGAGGAAAUGUAUCGGUGGAGGAUGGGACUCUGACAACGAUGGGGAGUAUUCUGACUAUGGAACUCCUCCACCUUCUCCCACACCUAGCUCCUCAUCAGCCUUCCGGUUCUUUGCACGUGCCUGGAAUGGGGAGAUAGUUCCGGAACACUAUGAGAUCUGCUUCAACCUCCUCCGUCACCUGUUUGACCUGCUCGUGGUGGGCUUCCUGUGGACUGUGUCCCCCCCUACCAAGUUGGUCCUGGAGAUGCUAGGGAUCCAAGGAGGACUGAAGUUGUGGCUCCAUGGAAUGGCAAUGUUUUUUGUCUCCACUGUUGGAAUGGCAGGACUGCUCUGGGUGGUCCAGGAGUAUCUUCCACAUUUUGCUCUGGUGUACGGCAUCGUGCAAGCACUAGUCAUCUCUGUCAGCGUCCGGCAGUGUGUGAUCUUAGGAGAGGGCGAUGAGGUGGAGGAAGAGAAAGGAGAAAAGGAGGUGGAAGAUGAGGAGGAAGUGGGAGACGAUGGGGAAGUGGGAGACGAUGGGGAAGUUACAGAAAUGUACCUGACUACAAAAUAAUACAUCAAAGGAAAGAUGAUCCGUGAAAGGAAGUUUGUUUUGGAAAUCCUUUGACAUGGAGGAAAGUUGGGGGGGGGGGGGUGUUGUUUCGAGACCCUGACGUGGAGGGACUGAGAAGUUACGUAUCGACAGCCUAUCAAUGCAAAGACAGUCACGUGAAAAGAGCUGAGCCCAGCUGACACUGUGUUCAAUGAGGAGAGGGAGAGAGACUGAAGGACUUUGAAGCUACAUUUCACCUCACUACUGUGAUAUUCACUGGAGCUGAGGCAAAGCACAUCCACUACAAUCUUGGUCAAAUAGGCCCCAGUGAUAACACUGUUGUGUUGAGUUUCCCUCCCCCUAAAGUACUAUUCUUUGAUACUCAAAUUCAUACAAUUAUGUUUAAUUAGACAUGGUAAGAGGGAUUAUUUUUGUUUUGUUCAGAUUCACUUUUGAAAAUCUACUCGACAGAUACCAGCACCUUUUUUUCAUAGUUUUCUUUCAAAGCUUGAUGUUUGUUUUUUGGACGCAAGGUUUUUAUUAGCCUUUUCUGUUUAUUUCCUGUGCCAUAAUACUGCAUGUGUAGGUAGUUUAACUUUACAAGUAUGCCUUAGUAUAUUACCGUAUCCCUGUCUUUCUCCAUGAUAGUCAUAUUCUUAAUAGUACACUACAAAUUGAACACAUGUAUAUAUGUAUCUGUCUUAUCACACACAUGGUUCCUGAUUUGAAAGGUAACUUACAGACCAGAAACAUUCAAUGGUAACCCUUUUUUUUUUUUUAAGAAAAUGUGUUUAUAUGGAACUUGGUUGUGCAGUUAUCCAGUAGCAAGUUUUGCACAAUCCCAUAGAAACCAACAGUCAAGCUCAGGAACACUAAAUUCUACCUGCAAAGGUUUUCUUCCUCCUCAGCAUGAGCCACAAUCUACAGUAUUGCAUGCGGAAGAGGUUUUUUUUUUUUUACCCACAGUGCCCCUGUACCAUGAAAGAAUGUUCUAGUUUCUACAAUGGCCUUUUUCAGAUUGUUUUUUUUUUUACCCACAGUGCCCCUGUACCAUGAAAGAAUGUUCUAGUUUCUACAAUGGCCUUUUUCAGAUCGUUUUUUUUUGUUGUAUCGUAGCAAAACAGAUACAGCUGUCAAAACUUGAUAGUGAUGCGGAACGUUAUACGAUACUACCCUCGCUGCGUACUGAUACUGAGAACUUUGAACAGUGAUACCAUAUCUGCAAUUCCUCUCUGCCUUUUAUCUCGUGUGUGUUUUUUUGUCACAUUUUUUGACUUGUUACUCCAUGUGUCGAUUAUAAAGAAAGAUGUUGUUUUGUAACGAGAAUGUGCAAUGUCCCCAGACAAGUGCUGGAUCACUGUCAAAAUGACUCGAGAAUCUGAUUCUCAAAAGCAAAACAAUGACAUGACAAUCCACCAUGGCCAUGUUCAGUAGCCAAACAUUGAUCAAUGUUGCAGAUGUAAAAAUGCCAUGAAACGAGUGACGUAUAAUAUCUCAUAUGGUGUGUUUAUCCCUAGAAGGCACCCUAUUUCCUAUAUAGCCCUCUGGGUCCUGGUCAAAUGUAGUGCACUAUGUGGGGAAUAGGGUGCCAUUUGGGAUGUAUGCAAGGCCAUGUGUCAGGUAUUGGGAGCUCUCCGUCAAUAGGAUUCAUACUUUUGGCAGCCAGGACAAAGACCAGAAUAACCUCCCUGAUGAGGUCCCUGGAUGUGAUCCGGAUCAUUUGACUUAUUUCUACUCGUCUCCAUGGCCACAAACCACUAAUUCAGUAUCCCUCUGUGUUGACCUAUAGUGAGAUGAGGUAACUACGGUACAGUCCUGGAAACCUGAACGGUCUUGUAGGUGGGGUUGAUGGGAGACCCAGGGGUUUAUUCAUUAGUGCACACCGUAGAAAAACAUUGUGCAACAGAAAUUAGUUCUGAUAGUCUUCCCCCAUUUGGCCUGUUUGCUUACGUUUGGUUCCUAAUGAAUACACCCCUGGCCAGAACUAUCAAUGUUGUAGGAGAGAUUGUUGGGAGGUCCAGAACUAAUAUAAUAAUAAACCAAUAUUCUCAUUUC
This is a messenger RNA of Oncorhynchus keta (chum salmon), 3935 nucleotides long. RefSeq lists its product as uncharacterized. Lineage: Eukaryota; Metazoa; Chordata; Actinopteri; Salmoniformes; Salmonidae. Bases 972 to 1901 code for a protein of 309 amino acids. The transcript has 3 exons. The record is from RefSeq and is a predicted model, not a curated record.